Odontomachus brunneus is the source of this 1515-nucleotide messenger RNA. Its product is annotated as tetratricopeptide repeat protein 25. Lineage: Eukaryota; Metazoa; Arthropoda; Insecta; Hymenoptera; Formicidae. Gene Ontology annotation, cellular component: cytoplasm. Gene Ontology annotation, molecular function: protein binding. The record is from RefSeq and is a predicted model, not a curated record. Bases 891 to 1322 code for a protein of 143 amino acids. The transcript has 4 exons.
UUUCAUGUUUUCAGUUCUAUUUGGUUCUUCUUAAUGUGCGCAUUAUACUGCGUUCGUCCAACGCGACCUUUCCCCGCGAACUUUAACGAAAACUUUAGUAAAAACUAUUCGCGGUAUUUGAUAGAUGCAUACGCGAAGUAUCCGACGACUAAGUCGGACGAUUAAGUGUUAAUGUUCUGUUAAUACUUGGAAGCGAAUUCGUUUCAUCCCAUAUUGGACGUUUGAUUAAAUAAUGAAAAAAUAUCACUUUGACGAUGUACAAUAAUCGUAUACGUAGAUGCGAAUUGUUCUCUUUAAGCUUCGUGAAACUGAUAAUAAUUUCGAGGAAGUAAUAUAAAAGAGUCGACCAAUAUAAGAUAUAAGAUCGCAUGCGUCCUCGCUAAAUGACACAAAUAAUCGAGCAAGGACGACGGCGAUGAUAGGAUUGAUAGGAAGCAUUCACGAAAGCAUGCGGACUAUUUAGUGGUUUUCCCGUUGGUGAUCGUGGGUGAAAGCGCAGCGUGAUGGUGGUGGUGGCCGAAGGAUAAGAAUUGUCGUGUAGUUAUCCUGCUUAUAUCAGCUCCUAUUCUGUCGCUUCCUUAUUGAUUACUUUUUAAUGCCGUGGGUAGGGAGACAGAAUGAAAAGUAUGGACAGAAAAGUUCCGGUCGUAAGUUAAGAAUUUAAGACGCUGAGCAACGACGCGAUUGGAACGACGACCGUUGUGCCGCGAUGUAGCGGCCCAUCGAAACGUAUAUUCGCGAUCUUCGGCUGUUUCCCCGAGCUCUCGACCGAACAAGAAAGCACGAAUGAUUACUACUGAUCAAAUCGAACACUUCUCCAUAAUUCCCAGUCAUAAGUGACGUCACGUAAUCGUAAUUGUCAUAAAUAUACCACAACGAUAUGGUGUAUCAUGAAAGGAAAACCGGCGCAACGAGAAAGGCGAUCUUCCAUUGUUGUACGAAACGCGCUGAUGGUAAACGAAGCGACUGUUCAUGUGAAGAAUGGGAAUUACAAUAAAGCCAUAUCAUUGUACAAUCAAGCAUUGGACUUGAACCCCAACGACAAGAACGCCUUGAUAGCGCGCAGCAAAUGUCACCUUUUGUUAGGCGAAUCGCAAAAAGCGCUGGACGAUGCCGAAGCGGCAUUGCGGCUAAAUCCUAAGGAUUCCAGCAACUCCAAGGCGGUAUACUGCAAAGCGGAGGCGCUUUAUCAUCUGGGCGAUUUCGAGAUGAGUUUGGUGUAUUAUUAUCGUGGAAUGAGAAUCCGUCCGGAGUUCGGGCAGUUCCGUCUCGGCGUUCAAAAAGCGAAAGACGCGAUACAGAAUAUAUUACGAAAAAAUUGAUCGAUGCACUCUCACCGAAAAGCACCAAGUAUCGUGAUAUGGAGGGGACGGAAAACUAUCAUAGACGAAGGUAUACGUAUUGGGAGAGAAGCAACGGAGGAGACAUCGCAUCAAAGUUCUAUUGUGGUGUAAUUAGAAUAACGAUGCGUCAUCUAUCUUGUAUAUUGUGAAUAAAUCCAUUUGUGUCAAUCUU